Messenger RNA from Raphanus sativus (radish), 1229 nucleotides. Its product is annotated as putative kinase-like protein TMKL1. The transcript has 2 exons. Bases 213 to 1229 code for a protein of 338 amino acids. Gene Ontology annotation, molecular function: protein kinase activity; ATP binding. The record is from RefSeq and is a predicted model, not a curated record. Lineage: Eukaryota; Viridiplantae; Streptophyta; Magnoliopsida; Brassicales; Brassicaceae. Gene Ontology annotation, biological process: protein phosphorylation.
AAUAAAGAAAAGAUAUACUACUAUUCUAGAUCUGUCAUCUGCACUUCAACAUCAACGUCAUCUCCCAUCACUAUCAAAUACUCUUUCUUACUGCUUUCAUCUGCCAGCCCCAGUGUUUCCGUGUCCUUCCUCAUAAAUACUUCCUCCAAUCUAUUCUCAAGUCUAAUCACUCACCUCUCAUCUACUCCUAGAGGAAGAAGAAACCUCAAGAGAUGAGAAAAGACCAUCUCCUAACAUUGUUACUCGGAGUCUCUAUAUCAGCAUUACUAAUCAUAAUCUUCUUCAUCUUCUUAUUCAGAAGAAAAGAGUCAUCCACUGAACAAGAACAAUACGACGUCGAGUCACUCGACCACACCAAACAUGCCUUCUCCUCAAAGACAGAGGAGCUGCUCGUGACGUUUCAAGGCGGGGAAGAUCUAACGAUCUGCGAUAUCCUCGAUGCUCCGGGAGAAGUCAUCGGGAAAUCAAGCUACGGGACUCUGUACAAGGCGUCCUUGCAACGUAGCGGUAAAGUCAGAGUUCUCAGGUUUCUCCGACCGGUUUGUACAGUGAGAUGCGAUGCUAAGGAGUUUAAUGACGUCAUCCAGACGCUUGGGUUUGUUCGACACGAGAACUUGGUUCCUCUGUUGGGUUUCUACGGUGGAAACAGAGGAGAGAAGCUUAUGGUUCAUCCUUUCUUCUCUUCCGGGAAUCUCUCCGACUUCAUCAAAAGUGGAGGUGAUGAAUCCAUAAAAUGGAGCAACAUUUUAAGUAUCACAACUGGAAUAUCCAAAGCUCUUGAUCAUCUCCACACAGGAACGCAGAAACCAAUCGUCCACGGCAAUUUAAAAUCCAAGAAUAUUCUUCUGAACUCGAGUUUCGAGCCUCGAAUCUCUGAUUACGGUUUGCAUCUGCUCUUAAACCAGACGGCAGGGCAAGAGAUUCUUGAUGUCUCUGCAGCCGAGGGAUACAAAGCACCUGAGUUGGUAAAUAUGAAAGAAGUGUGCAAAGAGAGUGAUGUGUAUAGUCUCGGUGUGAUCAUGCUUGAACUAGUCUCUGGUAAAGAAGCUAUUCUUGAUCAUAAGUUGUACCGUCCUGAGAUUCUCACGAGUAAUGAUGAUUUGAGAGAAGAACGUGUACUCAAAUACUUUCAGCUUGCAAUGUCUUGUUGCUCUCCUUCGCCUUCUCUUAGACCAAACAUGAAGCAGGUCUUGAGUAAACUCCAAGACAUCUAUAGUUCUAGACGUUAG